CUCGCCGCAUCCUCCCACAUCUGAGUUUCGCAGACCAUUUCUGCUGACUCCGAAACCGAAGAAAGCCCCUCAGAAACGCAGCGAAGAAGAAGAAGGAGGAGGAGGUGCAGCGGAGCAGUAACGUUUUUCCUGCGGCCAUGUGGGGUUUCAUGGAGGGCUGGCUCACCCCCAGCUCGCUCUUCCUCUUCCUCAACCUCGUCAUCGGCACCAUCUUCCUCACCUCCCGCUUUACCUCCCCCAGGAGAGGGCACCCCGACCACCACCUCGGCCACUCCGACCAGCCGCCGCCGCUCGCCCGCGCCCCUUCCCUCCUCGACCGCGUCAGGUCCAUCGACUUCUCCCUCUACAAGUUCGGCCACCCCGCCGGCGGAUACCCGGAGCCGGCCCAGUACGGGCACUCUUACCCGGAGCACGAUUUCGCCGACCGCCGGGUCGACGCGCCCCCGCCGCUCGCCCGCGCCCCGUCCCUCCUCGAACGGUUCAAGUCCAUCAACUUCUCUCUCCACAUGUUCGACCACCCCGCCGGGUAUCCCGAACCGGACCACGUCCCCGCCCAAGGCUCGUACCCGGAGCCGCAGUUCUCCCACCGGGUCGACUCGCCGCCUCUCGCCCGGGCGCCUUCCCUCGUCGAGCGGCUCAAGUCCUUCGACUUCUCCCUCUACAAAUUCCAAGCGCCGGGCUACGGCCAGCCGCAAGCCGACCACGGCGAGCAUUCACCGGAACAGGAGUACGGGGGCCGAGUCGAGCCGCCACGGCUCGCCCGAGCCCCGUCUCUCCUCGAGCGAGUCAAGUCCAUCAACUUCUCUUCCUUCUACAGAUCGAGCGAACAUGACUCGGACGCAGACGCGCUUCACCACCUCGGAUUCGACUCCGGUUCUGAAGACGACGCCGACGACUCAGCUCCCUACAGUGGCGCGGGUCGGGCCCGUCAGGACCAUCGAGUGAGGAGGAUCAGGUCGGACCCGAGGACAGACGCCCCCGGCGAGGCGCCGGCCAGGCUCCCCGCGAAGAUGAAGAAGUUGGCCAGCGAGAGGUCGGCGGGCGGGCACUCCGAGGAGGAAGAGGAGGACUUCGUGGAGCGCCGGAGGCCCCAGACGGCGAGAGAGGGCAGGAAAAACAGCGGCACGGCGGCGGCGGCGUCCGAGGAAGAAGGAGGAGACGAGAUCGACGCGAAAGCCGACGCCUUCAUCAACCGGUUCAAGCAGCAUCUGAAGUUGCAGAGGCUCGACUCGCUCAAGCGCUUCAGUGAGAUGCUGAGCAGGGGCGCCUCUUGAAGAUGGUGCCGGUUUUGCCCCCCCGCCCCCUCCCUCCGUCGAUCGUGUCCGGAGCAUGGGCAUCGCCGUCAUUUCGCCCCGUCCGACGAGUCAACAACCCGCGAGGAGACGCACAGAAGAAAUGCAGUUCGGUUCGGUACGAACAGAGAGAGAGCGAGAAAAAUUAAGGAAUCCUGAACAUAGUAUAAAAGAUGCACGUGAGCGAACAUUAAAUUUCUUUUCUUUUCUUUUUUGUGUCCCCGUGAGUCAACAUCAAACUCAAUUGUUUUUUUUCUUUUGUGUGUGUUUGGAUACAAAGGGCUAAAAAGCCAAAGGAGAAUCCAAAACUCCAAUGGGAAACGCCUAUCUGAGCAUAUACCGCCAAGAACAAUAUUGGACCAGUCUGCCCGGGGCUUCUGCAGAAAAUGUAGAUUCUGCAGAAAGUUAGCGAGCAAAUCUGCUGGUCCAUUCUUGUAAUGGCAUUCGAAAACGCGGUCGUUUGAUUCGAUUCAGCAAAAGGAUCCCGCUUCAUUGUA
Syzygium oleosum is the source of this 1789-nucleotide messenger RNA. RefSeq names its product pathogen-associated molecular patterns-induced protein A70. NCBI's taxonomy places the organism in Eukaryota, Viridiplantae, Streptophyta, Magnoliopsida, Myrtales, Myrtaceae. The record is from RefSeq and is a predicted model, not a curated record. The transcript is spliced from 2 exons. Bases 138 to 1274 code for a protein of 378 amino acids.